UUCCGCUCUACCACCAUGUCCGCCUCCAUGUUCAGACUAGCUUCGAAGAGGGUUGCGCCUGUGGUUCGCCGCUCUGCGACCACAUCUGCCCCCACGCUCGCUCGUUCGAUUUCCUCCCGUCCCCUCUUCGCAGCCCGGACGCUGCCCAGGCCCACCCUCCUCCGCCGGACACCCACUCUCGCGCGCUCCAUAACUGACCAGGCACGGGCUGAGCUCGACAAGAUGGUCAAGGGCGCGCCCCUCGUCCUAUUCAUGAAGGGCACACCACAGGUCCCUCAGUGCGGUUUCUCGCGCGCCGUUGUGCAGGUGCUCGAUCUCCACGACGUUCCCCCCGAGAAGGUGCACACGUACAACAUCUUGGAGGAUGAGGAGUUGAGGAAUGAUAUCAAAGAGUACUCGGAGUGGCCGACGAUCCCUCAGGUGUAUGUCAAUGGCGAGUUCGUCGGGGGCUGUGAUAUCAUCAUCUCCAUGCACCAGAGCGGUCAACUGGCCGAGUUGCUUGCUCAGCACGGUCUGACGAAUGCUCCGAAGGAGGCUGAGGUGGUAGAGCCGGAGAAGCAGUCAUCGUAGAUUUGCAGGAUUGUAUCCCGCUUUCCCUUACUGUACACUAAUUCUAUUCCCCUCUCGCUGUUUUUGCCUGCCCCUUCA
Schizophyllum commune H4-8 is the source of this 648-nucleotide messenger RNA. RefSeq names its product glutaredoxin. The coding region runs from base 16 to 570 and encodes 184 amino acids. The transcript is spliced from 4 exons. NCBI's taxonomy places the organism in Eukaryota, Fungi, Basidiomycota, Agaricomycetes, Agaricales, Schizophyllaceae. The record is from RefSeq and is a predicted model, not a curated record.